Molecule: messenger RNA, 981 nt
Organism: Alternaria burnsii
Lineage: Eukaryota; Fungi; Ascomycota; Dothideomycetes; Pleosporales; Pleosporaceae
Product: arabinanase levansucrase invertase
Exons: 3
Coding region: 1-981 (326 amino acids)
Biological process (GO): carbohydrate metabolic process
Molecular function (GO): hydrolase activity, hydrolyzing O-glycosyl compounds
Source: RefSeq, a predicted model, not a curated record
AUGAUGUUCCUUCAGUCCAUUGGCACUUGUGUGCUCGCCCUCUCUUCCCUCGUCAGCGCAGCAAGCUUCAGUAACCCGCUCAAGCAGAAAGAUGGCUCAGACCCUCACAUUGCGUGGAGCGGAGGUUACUACUACAUGAUGACCACGACAUGGACGAACUUGUCAAUCACGAGGGCGAAGACGCUGGGAGGAUUGAAGACAGGGGAGACAAAAGUAGUCUGGACGGAUAGCAACCCAGACAGAUGCUGCAACAUGUGGGCACCUGAACUGCACUACAUUGAUGGUGCUUGGUACAUCUACUACACCGCCGGCCGCAAUGGUGUCGACAACCUGGAUCUUCAGCGUCCUUACGUGCUCAAGGGUGGUGCGGACCCCUUCGGCACGUACACCUACCUUUCCCAGCUCACCAACGUAUGGGGUAUUGAUGGCUCUAUCGUGCGUUUCGACAAAUGGGGCAACUAUUUCACCUGGUCUUGCAUGUCCGGCAACCUCCAAUCGCUCUGCAUCGCACCCAUGACCUCACCUGGAAAGAUCGGCGCCACCAAGAUUCUUUCUACACCUACUGAGUCCUGGGAAAGAAACGGCAGCCCUGUUCAGGAAGGCCCUGUUGCUAUGUACCACGGCGGCAAAACAUUCAUCGCUUACUCGGCGAGUUUCUGCUGGACACCGAACUACAGCUUGGGUCUACUCACCUGGAACGGAUCUGGUGACCCAGCGCUCGCCGCCAGCUGGAAGAAGAGCAGCGGACCAGUUUUCACUAAUGCUAAUGGCAACUAUGGUCCCGGUCACAAUGGGUUCUUUGUCAGCCCCGAUGGCAAGGAAAUCUGGAACGUUUACCACGCUACUGCUAUCACGACCGGAGCUUGUGAUGGUAACAGAUACACAAUGGCGCAAAAGGUCAACUGGAACUCUGACGGCACUCCCAACUUUGGAACUCCAGUGAAGCCGGGUACUACGAUUGCCGGACCUUCAGGCGAGUAA